Messenger RNA from Haliotis rufescens (red abalone), 5547 nucleotides. RefSeq names its product protein dispatched homolog 3-like. NCBI's taxonomy places the organism in Eukaryota, Metazoa, Mollusca, Gastropoda, Lepetellida, Haliotidae. The transcript has 17 exons. The record is from RefSeq and is a predicted model, not a curated record. Bases 77 to 3937 code for a protein of 1286 amino acids. Gene Ontology annotation, cellular component: membrane.
UUGAAAAGGAAAUUGUUGGCUAGCAUGUGUGGGCUCAAGCAGGUUGCGUAAUCCAUAUCCUUUUGUACGGUCGCUGAUGGCACACCUGACAUCUUGUGAGCUGUUACCUGCAGGAGUAGAUGCUCUGAUUCCCACAAUGCCUAGCAUGUGGAGUCAUGAUCGUGGCGAGGGAUGGGCAGCCUUGCCAUCAGACGAAGAGGAUAAUGAAAUGGGACUUGAUGAGCUGGCGCGAUUCAUUGCCGAAAAUGACACGGAAGAUACCUCUGACUCCCAAAGUUGGCGAUCAAAACUCUGUUGCCAUUUCAGUAUGAUGUGUCGAUGUGCUGGAGGAUUUAAACAGAAAUGCAACACUAAAAUUUGUGGGAUUAUUGUUUCUGUGUUUUUGUUGGUCGCUACAACUGGAGUUUGUCUUGGAAUUGGAGUUACCAGCAUGAUUCCAUUGCCAGUCAUUGACAUUUCCAUAGAGGCGUUCAACAUUCCAAAUCACAUUGCAUAUAUGCGAUACAAUUCCUUUGCUCUUGCCUUAAAGCAUAAUGUGUCCAUGCCAAGACGUUCUCGUAGAGAUACGUCCAGCGUGUUAACUGGCGCUGGUGUGAGACAUGAUAUUGAUGCAGGAAUUCAAGACUUCAAGAGUUUUGAACAUGAGGAAAGAUUACAGUACAGACCAUUUGAAGGACUAAGAAACGAAGUCGAAACCAUUGCCGCCAAAAUGGUAAAUGAAGUUGACGAAAAGUCCAGGUCCAAACGCAGUGCCCAUACUGGAUGUAUAUUUGGAAACCAGGUGUAUCCUCGUUGGAAGAUGCAGGUCAUAUUCCUAGCUCAGGGAGAUGAAAAUCAUAAUAUGUUUACCAAGGAGCGGAUAGAGACUGUCCACAAAGUGGAAAAAAUGGUUUUGGCACAUCCCCAAUUUAAGGAUUUCUGUUUUAAAGAUUAUAAGCUUGGUGAGAUCGACCCUGCGGUCAGAGCACAGAGCAAUUGUGCCCCUCUCAACUCGUUACUGACGUACUUCUACCCCACGAAGGACGUGCAUGGCAGUAUUCAUUAUGAUGGCCUUGGAGACAACUUAGAUCAAGUCGACAGUGCUUUGAAACUAGCUAUGAAUCAAGAAACAUUUUAUUAUUACGUGGAUGAGAAAAUUAACAGUACUUAUCAUCACAGCAAGUUGUUGCGGACCGAGGUCGUGUUCGGAGCUCCUCUUGAAGGUUACUGUAUUGGGUCGACUCGAGGGGCACAAGAAAAGAUGUUUAAGGAAUUUAUCAUCACGUAUAUCGACAUACUGUCCAAGGCGUCCACCGAUAAAGUCCAGGUGCUGUAUGGGGGCAAUGAGCUGUUCGACUACGAGGUGGACAUGACGUUCUGGAGCGACAUCAAGAUGGCGUACUACACGCUGGGCUUCAUCAUCCUGCUCAUGUUCAUCCUGACCUCCUUCUCCAUCUGGCUCACCUUCUGGGGGAUGCUCAGCAUCUGCCUCAGCUUCCCCCUCGCCCUCUUCUUCUACAGACGCAUCUUCCACAUCGACGCACUCGGCAUCCUCAAUGGAGCAGCAGCCUUCGUCAUCAUUGGUAUCGGAGUGGACGAUGUGUUCGUGUUCGUGAACAUAUUUCGGCAGGCCAGUCAUUUCAAGGUUAACUCGGAUCGGAUAUUGUACACUGUCAAGACGGCAGGGAAGGCAACGUUCUUCACAUCCGCGACAACCGCAGCAGCGUUUGCAGCCAACAUUGCAUCCUCAAUCCCGGCCGUGUACGAGUUUGGGUUGUUCAUGUCCCUGAUUGUCAGCUCCUGCUGGGCGACCGUCAUCCUCAUCAUGCCCCCGGCUCUGUACCUCUGGGUCAUCUGCUUCUCCAAGUGUGAGAGGCUCACUUCCUCACUGUGCCGUUGUAGACAGAGAAGGCGUGUGGUCAACCCCCUCGACGCCCAGCAACUGCAGCAGGCACCCAACCCCACCGUCCUCAACCCCGGCCUCGACGAUGACGUUCCCAUGCUGCACAUCGACAAUGCUGUUGUGCCAGCGCCAAUGAACACUAUAGCUGACGACGAUGGAGAUGUCCCCAUGUUGAUCCCUGACCCCUACAACAUCGGCAACGAGUCAGCGGCAUCGGCGGCAGACUCCAGCGACACCUUCUACAUUGGGAAGGCCCUCCAGAUUCUUAUUGGGAAGUAUUUGGCCAAGGUCAUACUGAAGGGGAGAUACGUCAUCAUCGGUGCGUUCACAGUGAUGCUCAUUGGCUCUGUGUGUCUGAUGGUACAGCUGCGGCCAGCGACACACCCGCCACAGCUGUUCCGUCCCGAGACCAACCUACAACAGCUGCUGGACCUGAAGGCCAACUUCAGCAUGCUGGAGUCGCUCAGCUGCUACAAGUGUUCCGCGCUUUACAAUGUAAAGCCAACCAAAGCAGUCCAACCGACAACCCGCCCCCCAGCCCAACCCCCCAAGUUCCCUGACACCCCCAUGCAUAUCGGGCAUGCCACCCUCAGACCGAGAGCUACAACCUUCCCCCCCCCAACAAAAGGUAUAAAAACGUCAACAACAUCAACUAAACCAACUACAACUACAACUACAACAACAACAACAACAACGACUACUACACUUAGGCCAGCUUACCAUCCACACAUUCAACCACACCAUCCUUACAGUGACCGCUCCACGACGACGGUCAAGCCCGGGUCUGUGUCCGAGAACUUCAAUGCCUGCGGUGGGAACAAGUGCAACGACCUGAAAGAACGGCCCAAUAUCCGCACAGGGACCAAAGUCUAUGUGGUGUUCGGGAUUAAAGGACUGGAUCGGAGCAAUGUGCAGAAAGGCCAUGUGUUGAGUGAAUACUCGGGUCGUACAACGUUCGACCUUGGGUUCAGCCAGAAGUCGAUGACCCUCCCUGUCCUGAAGGAGCUGUGUUCGGUGUGCAAGAUGAUCGCAGCCAACACAGAGCUCGUGAAGAAAGGCAGCGCCCACUGCCUCCCUCCAGUCAUACCACAGUCUUACAUCGUGAUGCUACACAUGGUUCCUGAGUGUAAGGAUCUGCCCAAGUCAAGCUCCAUCAGCAAGUUCCAAGCCCCAAUCCAAGCUGUAGGAGGCAUGACGCCCAACAACACCCUGCUCUGGCUGGCCUUCGCGUUUGAAUCUACAACGUCCAAGGGCAUGUCCUACUUCACAGCCUACAAGCAGUACCAGAAGUGGGAGGCGUUCAUGAAGCACAUCAAGGAGACGAAGCUCAGUCCGGACUCACCACUCAAGGACAUGUUCCAGGCCUCCGAGUUCUGGAAGAAGGUGAUGAUGGAGGUGGUGGCUGUCAGUAGCGCCAUCUAUGGCCUAGCCUUGUCAAUGGUUGUAUGUAUCAUCGCCAUAGCGAUAUUUACAGGACACCUUGGUCUACUGUUUAUUGUGGUCAUCACAAUCACAGCCAUGAUUUGCCUCGUUGUGGCCAUCUUCUACCUGGCUGGAUGGGAGAUGGGUGCGGUGGAAGCCAUCUCGCUGUCGAUACUGGUGGGCUCGUCCGUCGACUACUGCAUCCAUCUAGUGGAAGGUUACAUCAUCGCCAUCAAAUAUAUUCCACAAGCAGCUCAAAUGAAAAAUGCUGAGAAACGAGCUUGGAGGACAAGCUUCGCACUUCGACACAUCGGCGUCGCCAUCAUCAGCUCUGCAAUCACCACCAUCAUCGCAGCUAUACCUCUCACACAAACCACGAUCCAGCCAUUUUCAAAGUUUGGAGACAUCGUCCUCAUCAACACCACUGUAUCCAUAAUCUUCACUCUGCUGCUGUGUGGAGCUCUGCUGACAACCAUCGGACCAGCCAAGUUUAAGAGCUCCAUCAAAUCGUCCGGGAUUGCCCUUGGAAUAAUGUCAGUUGUUAUUGCCAUUUUGACGCUGAUUCUCUUCAUCAUUUCAAGGACGGUUGUCGAUAUACCUGGACCCGGAGGCAAUCCUUUGUUUCCACGGUAACAAAGCAUUCCCUCGAUGGUUGCUUAGCAACAGGUUGUGUGACUUAUUUGAAUGCCUUUUUGUCUUUCAUGGAAGGCAUUUAUGUAACAGUGCUUUUCCCCCUUGUAUCUUUUGUGAUUGAACCAAUUCCAUAAUUGUUCCGUUGAUGUCUGUGUGAUAUGGUUGACAAAUAUUUAUUUAUCCUCAAUAUUAAUUUUACGCCAGACCAAUUUUUUUUAUUGUUGUACAGAUUUCUAUCCAGGAAAUACAUGCAUGAAGGCGAAAAUACAAUAAACAGCUCCAAAGAGUAUAAACCCGAUGAUUUAUUUUUUUACUGUAUUGUGCCUAUUACUGUGUUUUAUUGUGCAUAAUAUGUAGAUCUCGUUCAUUGGGUGUUUUUUGUAAUAAUUCUUUCGCUUCAAGUGCUAAUAUUUCCUGGAGUCUUUACAGGACACAGUUGUUUCCUAACAAAGUUUUUUGUUUUUGAGAAAAUGGCUAAAUAAUGACAUGAUCUGUAAGACAAGUACUUAAGUUGGUCUGGCCUUUUACAUGAAUGUACAGCUGUUUACUGAUGAAAAAACAUCAAGGUUUAGUGAUUAUUAUGGAUUAAAACAUUAAGGGAUGUUUAUUGAUGAAAAAACAUCAAGGUUUAGUGAUUAUUAUGGAUGAAAACAUUCAGUGAUGUUUAUUGAUGAAAAAACAUCAAUGUUUAGUGAUUAUUAUUUGAUGAAAACAUUAAGGGAUGUUUAUUGAAGAAAACACGUUUUGUGAUUAUUAUGGAUUAAAACAUUAGGGGAUGUUAAUGGAUGAAAAAACAUCAAGGUUUAGUGAAUAUUAUGGAUUAAAACAUCAAGCGAUGUUUAUUGAUGAAAAAACAUCAAUGUUUAGUGAAUAUUUAUGAAUGAAAACAUUAAGCGAUGUUUAUUGAUGAAAACUUGUGUGUAAUGGUGAAAACAUCAGCAGUAAGUUGUGUUUAUUGAUGAAAACUUCAACAUUAAGUUGUGUUUAUUGAUGAAAACUUCAACAUUAAGUUGUGUUCACUGAAGAAGAACAUCACGAUGGAUUGAUAUUUAUUGAUGAAAACAUCACCAUUAAGUUGUGUUUAUUGAGGAAAAACAUCACAAUAGAUUGUAUUUAUGAAGAAAUAGCAACAUCAAGUUUGUGUUUAUUGAUGAAAAGCAGCAAUAUGGAUUUGUAUUUAUUUAAAAGAAAAAAUGUCUAGUUUGCCCCUGAAAGAAAGUAGUGUUUCCACCUGACUGAAGUACCUUGUCUAUGUUGUACAAUAAUUAUUGAAUUAAUAAUUCGGUUGUAUCCUAUUGUUCCUCGUCAGUAUCUCACAAGUUAACACAGACAUCCACCUGUACAUACAUCUGCUUUGCAGUGUAGUCCAAUUUUUAACCAGUGAAUCAAACCACGGCCUUUGCCAGGGAAAGAAGCGAGUUCUCUGACCAAUUAGAUUCCAGAUCACACGUCACAAGCAGUAAUGUUUCACGUGUGUAAUAGACAUGUGAAGAUCUGGGUUAGAAUAGGUCUUCAGCAACACUUGUUUGCUGUAAAAGGCGACUAUGCUUGUUGUAAGAGGAGUCUGAUGGGAUCGGGUGGUCAGGCUCGCUGACUUGGUUGAUGCAUGU